Caenorhabditis elegans is the source of this 2347-nucleotide messenger RNA. It is a transcript of the gene gcy-36, whose product is annotated as Soluble guanylate cyclase gcy-36. Gene Ontology annotation, biological process: intracellular signal transduction; cyclic nucleotide biosynthetic process; cGMP biosynthetic process. The record is from RefSeq and is marked reviewed. The coding region runs from base 225 to 2252 and encodes 675 amino acids. Gene Ontology annotation, molecular function: guanylate cyclase activity; heme binding; phosphorus-oxygen lyase activity. The transcript is spliced from 14 exons. Gene Ontology annotation, cellular component: cytoplasm. NCBI's taxonomy places the organism in Eukaryota, Metazoa, Nematoda, Chromadorea, Rhabditida, Rhabditidae.
ACAUCGACACACGGAAUGACUUCCUAAAACAGACGACUACAGCAUUGCGUGUCUAUUAAUUAUUCAAUGCACCUGAGCAAUGAGAAGUUACAAUUUCCAAUUCCACCUUUUCGUAAUCAUAACUUUUCUUCCAUUUCGUAACUCAUUUUGGUAAGAAUUUCCGUCUUUCGGAGCGAGAAUAUUUCUUUUCUGACGUGGUAAAUUCAAACAAGGGCUACCCAACAAUGUUCGGCUUCAUUCAUGAAUCUAUUCGACAAUUAAUGAUACGAACUUAUGGAGAAGCAUUCUGGUCAAAAGUUUUGGAACGAGCAGGAUUUGAGGCAGGAAAAGAAAACAUCAUUAAUCAUUAUUACUCCGAUGCGGACACAUUUUCUCUGGUGGAUGCUGUCAGUGUUAUUUUAAAAGUAACACGCGAGCAAGUAUGGGAGAUGUACGGAUGUUUUCUGAUCCAGUAUACAAUGGAAACCGGAUGGGAUGAUCUCAUCCGCUCUAUGAGCCCGAAUUUGAAAGGAUUUCUGGAUAACCUCGAUUCUCUUCACUAUUUCAUUGACCAUGUUGUCUACAAGGCCAACUUGCGUGGCCCAUCGUUCAGAUGCGAGGAUAAUCCUGAUGGAACUAUUACUCUGCAUUAUUACACCGGUCGUCCGGGGUUGUACCCAAUUGUGAAAGGUGUACUUCGUGAAGCAGCAAAAAGGGUUUUCAAGUUGGAUGUGUCUAUGACAAUUACAGGAAGAACUCAAAGAAGUGUCCAAAUGGCAACCGGUGAGCGUAUUGAAGAGCAUGUCAUAUUUCUGGUUAAGACCCUGAACACUGACCAAUCUAAUGAGGAGGCUCUUGGAACUGCGGUGGUUCAGCAUAGUAAUAACUAUAAAAUUCGUCUCACUCAUAUGGACUUCAUCUCAACUUUCCCGUAUCAUAUGGUUGUAGAUCAAGAUUGCAAAAUAGUCCAAGUUGGAAGAGAGCUCUACAACCAUAUUCCGAAGGAUCUUCUUUCAGUUGGAACACCGCUUAUGAGAAUUUUCGAAGUUACUCGCCCACAAAUUCCAUUGGAUUUUGAUAGUAUCUGUAAUUUUAUUAACGCAGUCUUUGUACUACAGGUAAAAACCACUCCCAUGGAAUUUCAACGUAAUGCAAACAAACGUGCUGCUCAAGCGAUCGAAGCUUCAGAAAACCUAUAUGAAGAUAACAACGGAGCGCUGGCUCUCAGUCAAAGUCAGCAUUUGAAGUUGAAAGGACAAAUGAUGUUAAUGUCAUCCGGGGGUCAUAUCAUGUACUUAUGCUCUCCAUAUGUCACAUCUAUUCCUGAAUUGUUGCAAUAUGGACUACGUUUGACUGCGAUGCCAAUCCAUGACCCGACUCGGGAUUUGAUUUUACUAAACCAGCAAAGAUUGUCGGACGUGGAAAUGAACUUGCAACUAGAAGCAAACAAUGAACAACUUGAAAACAUGGCUAAAGAUUUGGAAGUUGAAAAGGGAAAAACUGAUGCUUUGCUCCGAGAAAUGCUACCACCAUCGGUUGCUCAGCAAUUGAAGCAAGGGUUAAGCGUUGAAGCGCGAGAAUACGAAGAAGCCACAGUGAUGUUCACUGAUGUUCCCACCUUCCAACAGAUUGUUCCACUUUGUACACCCAAGGAUAUUGUUCAUUUGCUCAAUGAGCUAUUCACCAAAUUUGAUCGGUUGAUUGGAAUCCAAAAAGCAUAUAAAGUGGAAACAGUUGGUGACAGUUACAUGUCAGUCGGAGGAAUUCCUGACUUGGUCGAUGAUCAUUGUGAAGUGAUCUGCCAUUUGGCCCUCGGAAUGGUCAUGGAAGCUCGGACCGUUUGUGAUCCCAUAACCAACACCCCUCUUCAUAUUCGUGCAGGAAUUCAUUCGGGGCCAGUUGUAGCAGGUGUUGUUGGCGCGAAAAUGCCGAGAUACUGCUUGUUCGGUGAUACAGUGAAUACUUCCUCGAGAAUGGAGAGUCAUAGUCCAAUUGGACGAAUUCAUUGUUCGGAGAAUGCAAAGAAGUGCGCUGAAAGCACUGGGCGGUUUGAGUUUGAACCACGUGGCAGAGUACAGAUCAAGGGAAAGGGGGAGAUGAAUACCUACUUUUUGUUGCGUAGCUUCAAGAGAUCGAUUUGGGAGAUCAUCGACCGCAGAAGAGAUGAGAAUUGCAACAGUAUUGACGGAUACAACGAAUUGCGUGAAGGCUACGUUGAUGAUGUCCUUAACAAGGUUACUCAAAAGAAUUCCAAAACUUGCUCGAUUUCCUAAAUUUGAAGUGGUGUGAAACAAGAUUUAUGUAUUAUAUAAAACCUAUUGCACUUUAUUUAUGUUCUGAAUAAAAUAUUUUGUCGGAAAAUGAAAAU